AUGGUUCCAAAUGUUAUGUUUGAUCAAAAGGUUCCUGUGCUAACCUACGCAGCAUGCGAAUGGUUCCUCAUAUUCCUCAUGCUCAUCGACGCCCUCCUCUCCUAUCUCCUCGUCUGGUUCGCACGCUACUGCAGAUUGCAGAUGCCAUGUUUCCUCUGCUCCAAGAUCCUCCAUCCUCUGCACUGGAGACUCCUCAUCUGCAGAGACCACAGAACAGAGGUCUCAUCCUACAUGUCGUGUCUAAACCACGACCACAAGCUCGCCGACUGUCGAGGGAUGUGCAACGACUGUCUAUUGUCCUUCACCAAAACGACCGGUCCGAAUCCAGACGUGAACAGACUGCUUCUAGGAAAGCUAGGGUACGAUCUGCUCUCCACAAACCAUUCUACUCACCUCAGGUCAUGUUCCUGUUGCAAUAAACCGUGGAGAGCAAGGCACCAUACGCAGAGAUUGAUUAGGUUAGGCUCUCGCGGAAGAAACUCCACGGCUAGUAGUAACAAACCGAACAUUCCUGCUCCGAGGCAUCAUCAUCAUCAUCUUAGCAGAAGAGGAAGCGGUGCGAGUUUGAAGAAGAUGAGAGAUCAUCAUCUUAGACCAACGGCGGCAACAACAAGUAGUGGUGGCGAGUAUGUUGACGUUGGAAGCCGCAGCGACGUGGGUUACACGGAGCUGAAGGUUCACUCCGGGUCUGAGUCUGACUUCCUGUUUACAGAUGAUGAUGCUUUCCUCCGGAUGACUGACUUCAACUUUGAUCCACCUCCUGAGAGACGUGUUCGCAAGUCUCGAUCUAGGACAUCGUUUGAAGACAAGAAGCGUAAACAGCAUUAUGAUGUGCAAGAGAAGAAGGAUAAGAAGAAGAGUCAAGACAAACCAGCUGUUCCAGAAGGGGAGCAUGCAGCUGUGAUCUUUGAGCUUAUAACAAUGAGUGAAGCUCGUCCAUUCUCCUUGGACUCACCUCAAUUAGAGGACAAUGCAGGAGAAGCAACGACACAAAACGAGAAUGUAACUGAGCCAAGUGGCAACUCAUCUCCUUCUGGUGGAGAUUUCAUGAGUCCUAGAGAAAACUCUGCCUCUCAGGAAAUCCAGGUUAAAGAGCAUGAUGAUGAUGAUUCAGAUGUGGCCAUGGAGCAGAAGGUAUCUGUUGAAGAUGAACCUUCCAAUGAUGAGGAAGAUGGAGACUGCAAGCAUGAUGAUUCCGCAGAGUUUGUUCAAAACAUCAUCUCCGAUUCAGAUGGGAAGAUAGAAGAAUCUGAUGCAGCUACGGAGGUAAAAGUGUAUGAACAUCUGCAGCCUGGUUCUGUUGCAGAUGAUGAGGAAGACGGAGCUGAAAGAGACUGCAAGCCUUCAGCGUCAGAUUCUCAGGCACAUGAACAGUCUAGUGAGGAAGAAAAAGAGGUUAGUGGAAACAAUGCUGCAGAAGAAUACUUCAGUAAUGAAGAAGAAGCAGAUGAGAUCAACGAACAUUCUGAGCCGUCCACAUCAAAACAAGUAUCAGGUUCAGCUGAAGAACAAUCAAGAGAGGAUGACGUGGACAAUGAAGACACUGAACAGUUAACAACAUCAAACAAUGCUACAGAAGAACACUCCGGUAAAGAAGAGCAUGCAGAGACUGAGCCUUUGAUGUCACAUACCGACAAAGAUUCCUCAAAGGAGACAGAGACUCACUCCACUUCAAACGAGCCACCACCGGAACUAAAACACUCUGCUUCAGUGGAGUCCUUCGCAAGCAUCAGCAGCGACAUCGAAGGAGAAAGUCUCGUCGAUCUGUUGAAGCAGCAGCUAGAGUACGACAGGACAUGCCUUAGAGAGCUGAGCAAAGAGCUAGAGGAAGAAAGAAACGCGUCGGCCAUCGCUACGAACGAAGCGAUGGCGAUGAUCACUAGGUUGCAGGAAGAGAAAGCGGCUCUCCAGAUGGAAGCGUUGCAGUACCUGAGGAUGAUGGACGAGCAGGCGGAGCACGACGUGGACGCGCUCGAGAGGGCGAACGAUGUUUUGGCUGACAGGGAGAAGGAGAUACAAGAUCUCGAGAUGGAGUUGGAGUACUAUAGGGUGAAGUAUCCAGACGAGUCGAGAGAAGAGAUCCUGGCCAGCAUGGGAGUUCUUGAGGGUAUAGAGACGAGGGGCAACUCAGAUGCUGAUGAGACUAGUGAGAAAGAGUUGUUACCUUAGAGAAUGAGAUUUUUUUUAAUGCUAGAUAAAACAUUGGAGAGCUUCUGUAUUGUAAUAACAAGGAGAUGUUAGGAGUUAGUUGAAGACAGAAGCUCUUGAGGUUGUGAGAGAGAAGAUGAUUGAUUUGCUUGUAAUUGAAUCAUUUAAUUAUUCCUUUUUGUUUAGUUAUUUAAUGGAGAAACACACUAAUCAUUCCCCCA
Raphanus sativus (radish) is the source of this 2369-nucleotide messenger RNA. RefSeq names its product probable myosin-binding protein 4. The record is from RefSeq and is a predicted model, not a curated record. The transcript has 2 exons. Gene Ontology annotation, molecular function: myosin binding. Bases 1 to 2169 code for a protein of 722 amino acids. Lineage: Eukaryota; Viridiplantae; Streptophyta; Magnoliopsida; Brassicales; Brassicaceae.